AACGGGUGAGUCCAGAUGAGACUACAAUUCCCAUCAGGCGUAGCGGGAGCGGGAUCACGCACGCGCAGACCAGACCCUGGCCCUGUUGGCCAGCCACGGGGCUUCUUGGAGAAGAAAAUGGCAAUACUGAGGCUGCGGCACGCCGUGAGGACGCUAUUUGAGGUGCCAGCGGCGCUGCGGCGCUUGAGCCGAGCUUGCAGCACGUUCCACGCCUUCACGGACGUGCUCAGGCUGCCUAAGAGACAAAUGACGAAGCUCGUGUUCCCACUGCAGGAACUCGAGCGGCAGCUCACACCAGACUCGAGGUUGGACCUUCACGUGAAGAUCUUCGACCCGAGCCUGGAGGACAUCUCCAAGGCGGAGGCCGUCUUCACGGCCACGUCCCGGAACCGCAUCAGCUACCUCAGCUCCGCGGUGCGUCUCGACCACGCCCCAGACCUCCCCAGCCCUGAGGUGUGUUUUAUAGGCAGAAGCAAUGUUGGAAAAUCCUCUCUAAUAAAAGCCCUUUUUUCACUGGCGCCAGAGGUUGAAGUCAGAGUCUCCAAAAAACCGGGGCACACAAAGAAGAUGAAUUUUUUCAAAGUUGGAAAAUAUUUUACAUUGGUGGACAUGCCAGGUUAUGGCUAUAGAGCUCCUGAAGAUUUUGUUGACAUGGUAGAGACCUAUCUAAAAGAACGAAGGAAUUUGAUGAGAACAUUUUUGUUAGUGGAUAGUGUUGUUGGAAUUCAAAAAACCGACAGUAUUGCCAUAGAAAUGUGUGAAGAAUUUGCAUUACCUUAUGUGAUGGUAUUAACAAAAAUUGACAAAUCUUCCAAGGGACAUCUUUUAAAACAAGUGCUUCAGAUCCAGAAAUUUGUUGACAAAGAGACACAAGGAUGUUUUCCUCAGUUGUUUCCUGUAAGGACCUAUCUCUCCAAAUAGACUCUCUGCAGUAAGAUAACCUGGACUUCUUUAUAUGGCGGCUGGAUCCACCAUGAGCAAAAGCAAAUGCCACAAGGCUUUGUUUUUUCUGGGCCAGAAGUCCCUGAAUGCCACUUUUAUCACAUUCUAUUGGCCAAAACAAGUCGGAAGGGCAGCCAGAUUCAAGGAAUGGGAAAACACACUCCAGCUCUUACUGGAAGAAGCAAUAAAGAUACAUUGCAAAGAGGCAUGGACACAGGGAGAAGUGAUUCAUCCUAUGGGGGCCAUUUUUAACAAUGUACUACAGUCUAAUAAACAUUUCUUUUGAAAAUUGUGGUAAAGUUCUCCUCCAAGAUGGCAAUGUAGGAAGACCCUGAACUCCCCUUCUCUCCAGAAUUACCAAAUUACACCUAUCUACAGAGCAAUUCCUCCUGAAGAAGAACAGCUUUUGCACAACAAAAGAUGGAGAUAAUAGCAAAACCGAACAGCAAGAGAGACAGACAUCGGUAACAAAGGGAACCCCCACCCCAAAUACCCACAGUGGAGAGGGAAAGUACUGAGGUACUAGGAACAGAUUCCUCUGGCCUUGGGCACAGAUAAAUAAAUAAAUAAAAUCUUGGUUUAAAAGAGCAACUAGCAUAUAAAAGUGAGCCCUAGAGUUCCACCAAAUGGUGGAGGAAGCUGCAGGAAUUGAGUCAGAGACUGGAGAAUGACAAGGUUUAUGUCCCUCCACCUUGAAAGCACAGACUGGAGCAGGGGCUAGUCACUAUGCCAACUUUCAGCUUCAGCGAACCCCAGGUCCUUUAAUGCACACCAGCCCCAGUCAUGCUGGGCACGGAAAGAACUUGUGGUUUAAAAGAGCAACUAGCAUAAAAAAGGCCCAAGCUCAGAACUCUACCUAAUGGUGGUGGCAGUGGGAGGGGAGCUAUUGGAACACUCUCUGGAUGGGAGGGACUGGUGGGCACAGUCUGCACUCCUCUCCAUCUUAAUAAUGUAAAUGGGAGCAGAGCCUGGGAGCCCUUGCAGGUCUGCCACCUCAGUGAGCACAGGUCCCUACCCUAUACCAGUUCUAGGCACCCUAAGUCACAGAGAAGUCGAGGUUUAAUAGAACAGUUAACAUAUAAAAGAACAAGCCCUAGAAUUCCACCAAAAGUCAAGGGAGUUGCUGAACUCUCUCCAGGUAGGAGGAGCUAGUGGAUGGGGUCUACACUCCACCUCCACCAUGAAAGCACAGACCAGUGCGUAGUCUGGGUGCCGUAACCAGCUUACCCCAAGCCUCUAGCCCACAGCAGCCCCAGCAAUCCCACCAAAGCAGCCACAGAGUGAUGCACACCAGGACAUGCCUGAUUAGCAUUCACUACAGCUCCAGUUUUCACACCAAGGUGAUACAGCCACAAAGCACCCUGGAACACUCCAGGCCCACACCACUUCAGCCUCAGACACUUUGCUAGGGCACAUCGGGCACACAGCACUUUGGAACCUCCUGGCUGUCAUGUUUCCAAUCCAGUGGCCCUGCCAGGGAGUCCCCUGCGCAGAGCACCCCAGCAACACCGGGUCCAUGUUUGCUUUGGUUUCAGCCACUCCAACAGGGCACCUUCUGCUUGGAGCACCCCAAAACACCUCCACCCACACCAGCCUCAGCUCCAGUCACCUAGCCAGGGCACUUCCUGUGCUAAGCACCCUGAGACGUCCCAGCUUGCAUGGAGUUCAGCUUCAGCUGCUCUGGCAGGUUGACCUCAGUGUGGAGAGCUUGGGACAACCCAGCUUGCAGCUACUUCAACUUCAGCUGUCCUGCUAGGACACAUUUUUCAUGGAGAGCCCCAGAGAUCACACUGGCCUAUGCCCACUCUAGCUUUAGCUGUCCUGCCAGAGCACCCCUCUCCCUGCAUGGGAUGCCCCCAAGACACCCUGACCUGUACUCUGCCUAGGCUCCAGUUGUCUCUGCAAGGAGCACUGUGUGGAGAGUGCUGGAACACUCAGGCUAAUACCCACUUUAACUUCAACUAUCCUGCCAAGGUGCCCUCUGUGCUUAGAGCCCCAGGUCCCCCUAGCUUGCACCCACUUUAGUUUCAGCUCUCCUGCCAGGGCACCCUCUGCACAGAGAGCCUAGGGACCUCCUGGUCCACAUACCACCUCAGCUCCAGUUGCCCUGCCAGGGCACCCUGGCUUGCACCCAUUUCAGGUUUAGCUAUCCUGCCAAGGUGUCUUCUGCAUGCUAGGGGCCUCAGGACACCCCAGUUUACACCCACUUUAGCCUUAGCUGCCUUGUCCAGGCACCUGCUUGGUGGAGACCUCAGAGACCACACCAGUCUGCACUCACUUCGGCUUUAGCUGCCCUGACAGGGCACCCUCUUCAUGGAGAGCCACGAGGCUCCCAGUCCACACCAGCCACAGCUCCAGCCAGUCAGCAGGCGUCACAAAGAGCCCAUAAUCUACAUAGGAGAUGACUGAACACAAGUCCAUUCCUUCAAACUUAGAAGUUGCUCUUCCACCUAAUUCAUAGAAACAAACACAGAAAUUCAAGCAAAAUGGGGAGAUAGAGGAAUAUGUACCAAAGGAAAGAAUAAGACAAAACCUCAGAAAAAGAACUAAAUGAAACAGAUAAGCAAAAUGCCUGAUAAAGAAUUUAAAAUAAUAAUCAUGAAGGUGCUCACCAGGCUGGAGAGAAGAGUGGAAGAACUAAGUGAGACCAUCUAUAAAGAAAUAGAAAAUAUAAAAAAGAAGUAAUCAGAGUUAAAGAAUAUAAUCACUGAAAUAAAAAAAAAUACCCUAGAGGGAAUGAAUAGUAGAUUAGUGGAUGCAGAACUUAUCAGCAAUCUAGAAGAGAGGGUAAUGGAACUCACCCAAACUGAACAACAAAAAUAAAAAAUAUUUUUUUAACGUUUAUUUAUUAUUGAGAGGCA
Messenger RNA from Felis catus (domestic cat), 3803 nucleotides. It is a transcript of the gene GTPBP8, whose product is annotated as GTP binding protein 8 (putative). NCBI's taxonomy places the organism in Eukaryota, Metazoa, Chordata, Mammalia, Carnivora, Felidae. The record is from RefSeq and is a predicted model, not a curated record. Gene Ontology annotation, cellular component: mitochondrion. The transcript is spliced from 6 exons. Gene Ontology annotation, molecular function: GTP binding; GTPase activity. Bases 16 to 921 code for a protein of 301 amino acids.